ACUUUUUACUUUCAUUCAAUUGAUGCUGCCAAACCAAUUUUGAAUAAAUUUCCUGCAUCUGAAAUUAAUCUUUCCAUUAAUUCAUCAUACAUAUUACCAUGUUCCAUUUCAUCAGGAUCGACAUCAAUAUUUUUUGAAUGGUACAAAGAUGAUCAUAAGAAAUUAUCUUCGACUGAAUAUAAAAUUGUUAUUUAUGAUACAAUGUCAUCGAUUGUAUUCAAACGUCUUAAUUCAAAUGAUGAUACCGGAACCUAUACAUGUAAUGCCAGGAAUGUUCAUGGUACUGAUUCGAUUACAACAAAACUUGUCAUACAAGAUGCACCUCGAAUUUCUAAAUUGUUUUCAACAGAAUUGAAUCAAUCUGAAGGAUCAGUAUUGAAUAUUCCAUGUUCGGUUAUCAGUGGUUCAACACCACUAUCGUUCAAAUGGUUUAAAAAUGAACAAGAAUUACUUAGACAUAGAAAUCCGGAAUUAUCAUAUCAGAUUAAAACAGAUAAUUUUCUAUCAUUUUUAACCAUUUCAAAAUUGAAAGCUGCUGAUUCGGGAAAUUAUUCUUGUAUCGUAGGCAAUCAGUUUGGAAUCGAUAUUCAAUGGACAUUGCUUCAAGUGCAAGCAUUUUUCAAAAUGUUUUGUCGGUUUAGUGGUCGUAUCAUUUUAAAAUGGUGUAUUCAAAUCAUCAUUUUGUUAAUAUUCCACACGUUAAUUAUUAACGGAAAUGAAUCACCAUUACUUUUGAAACAAUUUGCUCAUUUAAGUUCGCUAAAAGGAUCAGAUAUAGUGUUCACUUGUAAUGUGGCCAAAAAGUCAACACAUAAAGUGUUGUGUGAUUUAAAUGAUAGUUGUAAUUAUUAAUUCGUUUUUGUCGUUCGAUCAAUAAAGUCAUAUUUUGAUACUCGA
Messenger RNA from Dermatophagoides farinae (American house dust mite), 897 nucleotides. Lineage: Eukaryota; Metazoa; Arthropoda; Arachnida; Sarcoptiformes; Pyroglyphidae. The record is from RefSeq and is a predicted model, not a curated record.